UGCGCCUACCUUUUUAAAAGUUUCGUCUUCAAGUGUAGACUGUAGUCUGUAGAGUGUCAGUGUGUCUAGUUCUCUGGCAUCUUCGCUUGCUCUGUACACGCUUGCCUUUUUCACUGCUCUCCCUCUCCUCCUUACCCUGGAAUGGUCUCCUUUUUCGAGGAUCGAGUAUUCUCGAGUUCACGUUUUACUCCAGCACAAGGUCCUUAACCCGUUCGUGUCAUGUCUUUCAUUUUCAUUUAGUUUCAUUUUAAUCUUUAUGUCUAUUUUCCUUUCUUGUAUUUCUUCGAGUCCAUCUCUCCGUUGAUUUAUAGUAUUAUCAAUCUCGUAUCAGGUUUGUAUUAUUUUACUUCACUACCUUAUCCCUAAAGCUUGAAUACUUCCAAAUAUAUUUUUCUUUUAUAUUUCAAAAAUUUUUAAUAUUUGUUUUAAUAAUCUCACCCGAGCCUGGGUUUUAGCUAGCUGUUGAGCUGUAAAACCGGAUUCUAAGUGCCUUUUCCACCUUACCUUGUGGGGUUAUGUCGAUGUGAAGUUCUUUGUAGCAACGUGACAAUCAUGGGUACCAUUACGUUUGUGUUUUGAUGUGGGAUUCACCGUAAAAGCUGUUGUUUUUCUCGUGUACUGGUUAUGUUUCUUAGAUCAGCUCCUCAUAUUUCCUUUUCCGGCACCAUUUGGGUAUUCAAUAUAGCCAGUAAAUUUGAGCUCCCACUCCCUUGGUUUCGUGGGUCUUUUGCGUAGAAGCUGGUUCGCAGACUUGAAAAAGAUCAUGGGGUGGUUUUCGUUGGCUAUCGGAUUGGUUUCAUUGUGCUCAAUGGUAUGCACGGUGAGUGGUAUUGGUGCCAACUGGGGAACACAGGCAAGCCACCCUCUGCCUCCAGACACAGUGGUGAGGCUGCUGAGAGAGAACGGAUUUCAAAAGGUUAAGCUUUUCGAUGCGGAUUAUGGGGCAUUGAGAGCUCUAGGUAAAUCUGGGAUUGAGGUCAUGGUAGGGAUUCCUAAUGAUAUGCUUCAGUCUCUGGCCAGCAGCGUGAAGGCUGCUGAGAAAUGGGUUGCCAAAAAUGUCUCCACGCACAUCACGUCUAAUAAUGUUAACAUCAGGUAUGUUGCAGUUGGAAAUGAACCGUUCUUGGAAACAUACAACGGAAGCUUCCUCAAAACAACUUUCCCUGCUCUGCAGAAUGUCCAAUCUGCACUGAUAAAGGCCGGUCUUAGUAACCAAGUCAAGGUAACAGUCCCCCUUAAUGCUGACGUAUAUGCAAGCUCAACUGGCCUCCCUUCCGGUGGUGACUUCAGAGCUGAUAUCCACGACCUAAUGCUAGCCAUUGUCAAGUUCUUGAGUGACAAUAGUGGCCCCUUUACCGUGAACAUCUACCCAUUUAUAAGCCUCUACAUUGACCCCGACUUCCCUGUUGAGUAUGCCUUCUUUGAUGGCAAUGCAUCACCUAUAAAUGAUGGUGGGACGUCCUAUUACAAUAUGUUUGAUGCAAAUUAUGACACACUUGUGUGGGCCCUACAAAAAAAUGGGUUUGGAAACUUGCCAAUCAUAGUUGGUGAGAUUGGGUGGCCGACUGAUGGAGAUCGGAAUGCUAACCGAAUCUAUGCUCAGAGGUUCAACCAAGGUUUUAUGUCUCAUAUAUCGGGUGGAAGAGGGACCCCUAUGAGACCUGUGACAGUCGAUGCAUAUCUAUUUAGUUUGAUUGAUGAGGAUGCUAAGAGUAUUGAUCCAGGAAAUUUUGAACGCCACUGGGGGGUAUUUACUUAUUAUGGGGUACCAAAAUACCCACUUAACCUUGGUACCACAAAUUCAGGAUCCUUGGUUCCGGCAAGAAAUGUGGACUUCUUGGAUCGCAAGUGGUGUGUGAUGAAGCCAUCGGCUAAACUUGAUGACCCACAAGUGCAACCAAGCGUGAGUUAUGCCUGUGGACGUGCUGAUUGCACUAGCCUUGGCUAUGGGACAUCUUGCGGAAAUUUGGAUGCUCGGGGGAACAUCUCUUAUGCAUUUAACAGUUACUACCAGAGGAAUAAUCAACUUGAUGCUGCCUGCAAGUUUCCCAACCUUUCGAUGAUCACUAAAACCGACCCCACAGUUGGAGAUUGUAGAUUUGGGAUAAUGAUCGAACCAUAUUAUGGAGGUGCAGAAAGGACACUUGGAUGUCUCCAAAUGCCAGUGAGUUUGGUUUCUGGCCUCGGUCUCUUUUUGCUAACACUUCUGUGAAUUAGGCCUCAUGUUCCCGGGGCAUUAUUUUUCCUCAAUUAUUCUCAUGUGCUUUGUAGCCCAGUGUAGGGGAAGCUAAGAUUAGCAGCUGAUAAACGGCAUAACUCGGUAGUAUCUAGAGGGCAAACAUUUUAUCGUAUGUAUUCAUUUCUGAAGUCAGACUGCAUUUGUUGAGUCGCGCAUGGCAUAAUCUUAUGGAUUGUGGCGGACAA
Carya illinoinensis is the source of this 2424-nucleotide messenger RNA. RefSeq names its product glucan endo-1,3-beta-glucosidase 6. Gene Ontology annotation, cellular component: plasma membrane. The record is from RefSeq and is a predicted model, not a curated record. The transcript has 2 exons. Lineage: Eukaryota; Viridiplantae; Streptophyta; Magnoliopsida; Fagales; Juglandaceae. Bases 764 to 2212 code for a protein of 482 amino acids. Gene Ontology annotation, molecular function: hydrolase activity, hydrolyzing O-glycosyl compounds. Gene Ontology annotation, biological process: carbohydrate metabolic process.